Messenger RNA from Belonocnema kinseyi, 2181 nucleotides. RefSeq names its product homeobox protein B-H1-like. Gene Ontology annotation, molecular function: DNA binding; DNA-binding transcription factor activity, RNA polymerase II-specific. The transcript is spliced from 3 exons. Gene Ontology annotation, biological process: regulation of DNA-templated transcription. The record is from RefSeq and is a predicted model, not a curated record. Bases 652 to 1773 code for a protein of 373 amino acids. Lineage: Eukaryota; Metazoa; Arthropoda; Insecta; Hymenoptera; Cynipidae.
CACGAGGUUCUUCCCUACCGGUCGCUCUCGUUGGAAUCAAUUCCGCAGGAAAGUUACAGGUGCAUGAAAAGUUACACGUGCUGAAAAAGCUCAAUUUUUUUAAGUGUUUAGUUACAAUCCGAGGAACCUAGAGUUUUUAUAGUGAUAGUUUUGGAUGUGUGACUAUUUCGGAAGUGUGACUCUUGAAUCGGAUGUGCUACUCUUCGACUUGGAUUUUAAGUGAUUAAGGAUUAGAAGUGAUUUCGGGUGAAAGGAUCCUGUGCAAGUGGAGGUAGUGUUGCAAGAAAUCGAAAGCGGAAAUGACCAGCGGACUGAAAAGCGCUGGUGUACGAGCCAAUUAUGUUAAGUGGCCAAUUAGCAAUUAGAGCCUCCUAAUUAUCCAAGGCUUCAAGUUUCCUCUCUUGGCAAACAUCCUUCACUUAUUUUAUUUAAAAAUUCCCCAUCUUCUUAAACUCGCAAGAGUACCGGAAGUUGAUCAGGCCCAAGUUUACUAUUUCCAAUUGAAGACUAUAUUUUCAAUUGAAGACUCUGCUUUCCAUUGAAGACUAUAUUUUAAAGCGUUUUGACAUCAAGAUUCUGUCUCCCAGAUACCUAAUUAGUCCUGGGGUGGCGACAGAGGCACCUGCAGGAGCGCGAAAAUCACCAUCCGUGAUGACGGUCCAUCACCAUCGUCAGAACCACCACCAUGCCUUGAGUGGCAUCACUGUCGCCAACGGCAUCAAUUUAAGCAGGAUGUCAAGUCUUGACACCCACCGAUUAGAAAACAUGGUGGAAAGGAAUGGGGUGGAGAGGCUCUCCAAUUUGGAUGCGAGGAAUAACAAUAAUAGUUUGGAAAGAAUGGGGGAUGCUUCCACGACGAUGCCGCAUAGGUCCAGGUUUAUGAUCACUGACAUCCUUGCCGGAGCCUCGAGUCCUUCAAGUGUGCAGAGUCAAGAUCCACCCGGAAGUCCACCUUCGACCCCGAGGGACCUCAGCGUUAGGCAUCAGUCGAGAAAUUCAUUAAACAACAGCAAUUUGGAUGAGGACAGUGAUACAAGUCAUCAUGAUGCUGUUUCUGUGUCUUCCAAUGGUGGUAAAGAGGAUGACCCGAAGGGACCAUCGAAUUCUCUGAGUUCACAAAGCAAGAAACAGAGAAAAGCAAGAACAGCAUUUACUGACCAUCAGCUUCAAACACUUGAAAAGAGUUUUGAAAGACAGAAGUAUCUUAGCGUUCAAGAUAGAAUGGAAUUAGCAGCCAAGUUACAGCUUACGGAUACGCAAGUCAAGACGUGGUACCAAAACAGAAGGACAAAGUGGAAGAGACAAGCUAUAGUGGGCUACGAGAUUCUUGCUGAAGCCGGAAAUUAUGCAGCCUUCCAGAGACUGUAUGCGAGCGGAGCAGCUGGUGUUCCUGCACACCCUGCGGCUGGAUCCUAUUGGCCAUACCCUGGAGCAGCGGCCCAUCAUCAGAGUGAUCUCUUUUAUCGGCAAGCAGCAACCGCCGCUGUCACCCUCCAGAAACCCCUUCCCUACAGACUUUACCCAUCACCGAUGAUGCUGGCUGGUCCCAGCACACCUCUAGGCUCCCUUGCAGCCAGCUCGAGUCUCUCCACCUUGAGCAGCUUCUAUCGAGAGAGUCCGGAAAUGAUGGACCCCAGGGAAAGGGAAAACCUUGAAAGGUCCGUCAUGACCAGGGAUAGGAGUAAGAGUCUCGAAAGAUCUCCACCUCCUAGGGAAGACACUCCCACUAGUAUUAAGGCAGAGAGCGACGAAGAAAGUAUAAAUGACGUCUAGGAACUCUAGGAUCUUUGAUUCGAUUCAAAAAGUAAUUGAUCAGAAGUUCAUUAAUUCAAGGAGAGAUCCAGAUUUUAUUUGAAUGGGUUCAAGAUACGAAAGGAUACCAAAGCUGUUCGAAAUGAUACACUGAAGAUGUGUGUGGCUAGGGUGGCCCCGAUUUUUUUUUUAUUCUCACUCUACGAAUUUUGUUCGAAUUCAUACAAAAAAAAUUGUUUCCAAAUUUCAGCGAAAUCGGGUAAUAUUAACCCGUCACCAAAAGGUUUGAAGUUUUGGAUUCAUUUAAUAUCCACUCUAAAGAAAUUCCUGGACUGUUCCAGAAAAUUUUUCAUACCAAGUUCGGUAAAUUUUCAAGGUACUUUGGGGAGUUUUGCGAAAAUAACUUUUGGAAAAUUUCGCAACGAUUUC